CUUCACAUCAUCAGCCACGCACGGACAGUCACACAAGCCCGAGAGGGAGGGACCUUCUCUGUCUCAUCUUCGCAUCAUUUGGUCUCGCACGUGAAAGAGAGUAUCGUCAGCCUGCCUCUAACUUACCACAUGUCACUUGUCUGUGUGUGUGUGUGUGUGUCUGUGUGUGUCUGUGUGCUGUGUUGGGAGUGUGGUGUGUUGUCGCACUUGAUGCAGCCCUCAUAACAUACAUACAUACAUACAUCACAUUGGCUGCACUUGCACUGCACCCAUCACUUAUCCACCCACACCACGACGCACGCACGCGCCCAGCCAGCCCACCACACGAUGCUCAAUCCAUCAAAACGCCGAGCGGGCCCCCAGGGGCCCCCACCUCCCAGCGCCAGCGCCACAUCACCGCUCCUCGCUUCCACACGCCAGGGGCGUGGUCAUGGACAAAGAAGGAAAAGACAGUAAUGGCCUGACUGUGGUGGGAGGUGGGUGGUGUAGAGACGAAGUCGAACCAACCACACACACAACCAAAAGAAAAACUUCGCAUCACGACAUCCUGUCUGUCUGUCUGUCUGUAAGUGAGAGUACCAUCAACCAGCCAACCAGCCAACCACCCGGCCCCUAUCGUACCAGGCCAUGUGUAGGUCUGUGUAAGUGUGUGUGUGUGUGUUUGUGUUUGUGUUGGUCUGGUCCCUAUGACGACAAAAGCGAUGUCGGUCUCCCACCAUGAUGCCCGUGAAUUCCGUCCCGCGCCCGCUGGUAGAGCUAAGAUGACCGAGUGAGUGAGUGAGUGAGUGAGUGAGAGAAUGCACGCCCACACGCCCACUAUGAGAGAGAAUGGGUAUAGGCUCCCACUGAUUCAGACUAUAUCUCGCACCACCGGCCAGGCAGACCUUCACUCACACCAUCGCAUCGCAUCGCAUCACAUCACCACAUCAGCAGCAGCAGCAGCGGAACGGGUAGCCAAGCCGACGGACGGACGGACAGUCAGACAGACAGCUGCACACAUAACAUACCCAUGACGACACCGCACAAGCAUCCACACGACCGUCGUGCAUCUGCUGGUGGUCUCUUCCAGGUGGCGGCUUACUUCAGUGUAUGUAUGUGUGUGUGUGGUUUGUGUGGGUAUCAGUCGUAGAGAAAGGCCCCGAGGGAGAAGAAACCUGGCUGCUUCCACUUGGCGGCCAGGGCGUCGUGCUUCCCCUGUGUGAAUCCACCAAACACACACACAGGCCUGUGUGUCCGUGCGUGUGUGUGUAUGUCUGCCUGUCUCUGUGUGUGUGUGCAGAGGUCAGCCCUGCAUGAAGCGUACCACGGCCCUUUCGGGUCGGCAAAACGAUCGCAGCACGUCGGCCAUUCGCUGGGCGCACUCGAAGAACAACCAGUUUUUCUUCUUCUCAAUCCCAGUCACCGCAGCCAAUGUGUCAGGCUGCACACACACACACACACACACACACAUACACAUACACAUACACACGCGUGUCCGCCAAUGAGUACAUAAUGGUUGGCUGCCUGGGGGCCCACAUACAUACAUAAAUACAUACCCAGCUGUUUUCGCCCUCUCGGGGCAUGCCGGCGCCUGUCAGGAACGUCUUGCGGGUCAUGUACACGGCAGCGGCCUGAUCACAGCAGCAGCCACACACACACAGAGAGAGAUGAGGUCAGCCACGCACACACACAUACACAAAGAGUGAUCUGAGAAGGGAGCCUUGUGGGUGUGUCAUGCUUUGGUCUGUCUGUGUGUCUUUCUGUCUGUCUGUCUGUCUGUGUGCACUGACCGCCAUCAGGCUGGCCUUGUACUUGCAGAAAGUGUAGUCCGUCAACGCCAGCUCCUGCACUCAUACAUACACACCCAAUACACAUACGAACGACGCCGACACUCAGAGCUGAUGAGGUGUGUGCUUACCAGGACGAAGUGGACGAACGCGUGCUCCCGGGAGUUCGUGGCUAUGCCGCCCGCCGUGGCGAAGCGGUCCGCAAACGCACACACGGUCGUGUCCGGCAAAUCCAUACUGACCGUCCUGCAUCGCAUCGCCACCGCACACACAGUACGUACACACGUGUGCGUGAGGUGAGUGUUUGCAUUGAAUGUCGUCGGCCCACCGACCCCACCCACGUACGUCAGGAUGUGGGUCUCGAGUUUGAGUAUGUGGGCGACGCUGUAGGUGCCGUCUCGCAGCGGCGACUGGUUGAUGAGGCCCGCCAGGUCGGCCGCCUUCACCGGCUUCUUGUCCACAAACUUGGACGCUAUCGACACACACGCGUACCCGACCUGCAGAGUACCAACACACACAGACACACACAGACAGAGGGAGGGGGAGAGGGGGAGGUCAGUGUGCUGUGUCUUGUCUGUGUGGUCCCAUCAUAUCAUGUGUGUGUGCAUUGGGUGCGUACUUACCGCCACCAGGUUGUGGCGCAUGAGGUCGUUCCUGUUCUCCCUCUCCUCCCACACUGCACACCACCACACCAGAGCACAGCACAGUACAGCACCCACACAGGAGGGAGACCCACGUCGGUCGGUAUACAGACAGACACGUGUGUGCCCUCUCUCUCUGUCUCUGUGCGCCUGCGCUCACCGUUGAGGGCGCAGUAGUCGAAGAGCCGCACCGCCACGUGCAGUCCCUCCCGCGUCACUCCCAGGCCACUGCAGGCGCUUACCAUGCCGUCGACCGCAAAGCCGCGGACCUCCUUGAAGGCGUCGCCACACUCCCGCAGGAAAGCCUCCGACACCUCGUACUUGUCCUGCACACCGCAGCCACACACAGCAGCAGCAGUGACUCUCAGUGCCUCGAAGGGUGUGGUGCAUGUCGUUGGCUUGGCUGCUCUGCUUACAUUGGCCUUGAGGGCCGCUAUUUUGGAGGCCAAAGCAGCAUUCUGCUGCACUGUCUUCUGGGUGCUCCUGCGGCUCUUGGUGGAAGAAUAGGGCUGGCUGCGCCCUGUGGUGCGUUUCUUUCCCGUCUGCAAUGGCCACACAUACAGACACACAGUGCACUGAGAGAAGCUGCCGGUGCGCGCGGCUUCUGCAUGCACACCCUGCACCGCACCCCCUGCACACCUGUUUCGGCAUCAGCGAGACGAAUGGACGACAGACAGACCGGCUCACGGCCUCCGGUGCAGAGCACUAUCGAAAGAACGAAGUCGAAGCUCAGUCGACGACAACGACAGGCAGGCGCUUCU
Messenger RNA from Vitrella brassicaformis, 3168 nucleotides. The record is from the annotation of a GenBank genome assembly. NCBI's taxonomy places the organism in Eukaryota, Vitrellaceae.